GUUUUUGUUUUGGGGGAAUAACGUAACGUUAUGUGACGUGAUCUAAAUUAAAUCAACAGCUUUUCGAAGAGAUAAUUUACUUAAUCAAAUGGAAAAUAAAGUUAAAACCCCUCUCAAGUGCCCCGGACGUUCUGAAGGUGAUGGCAUGGAGAACACAUCCUAUCCUGAACAUGAAACCAUCCACACUUUCCGCUCUCCUCUCAGUUAUUAUCAUAAAAACUUUGUUCCAUCUCAAGGAAAAGUGAAGGAACCAAAAUUUGUACCAUAUGAGCCUUAUCGAGCAGCUGUCGCUCCUAUCACUUCUCCACCCAAGAAAAUUGAUUUCUUUAUUGAUUCCCAUAAAGUAAACUCUUUAGCAUCUACUGUCAUUAAACAGUUUGCAGAUUCAGAUGGCAAAACAUUUGGUGGAAAUUGUAUGACAGAUUGCUCAUCGAAGAUCAGUGCUCUUGAGGAAAAGAUUGCAACUCUUGAAAAAGAGAAGAAGGAGCUUUCUUCUCAAUUUCAGAUCCAAGCUGAGGUCAAUAGAGACCUUAAAAAGUUGUUGGUAGCUUCAUUGGGUGAAGAUGUCCAAGAAAAAGUACAGUUUAUGACACAAGAUAAAGCUCAGUUGGGCAUGGAGGUGCUUCGCCUUUGUACUGAAUUACAGCGUGCUGAUGAAGAAGCUCAACUUCUGUCUGUACGAUCUGAUGUUUUCGAGGGGAAAUUUAAGGCCUGCAGCGUUUUGGUGCGAGAUCUCGCAGAACAGAAGGCUGCACUUUCUCUCAGUCUUGGACGAUCCAUAGAAAUUAUCAAGACAAUACUUGCAGAACAUACUGUGCUUUUUGAAGCUCUAAGCUCUGCUCAUAGCAACUUGCAAGUCAUUUCUGGUGCUUGCAAUCCUGGCAGCAAGAUUGCUUCUCCUGCAAAUAACUCUCGCAUGGAUCUUUUAGGGUUGGGGAGACAACUCAAGAGCUUGUCUAAUGAUCUGAAGGAGAGAUUUCUUGGGAAACCACUGCAAUCAAACCCACAAUUUAAUUGUAUACGUCAGUUUAUGGGUACUGAGAGGGAUGCCCACCAGCUACUUCAAGCUCUAGAUGAAAUGAGUGGAAAUCACAAUCUGUCCGAAUGCAGUCCAGGCCUUGUUGCGUGCCAAGUACUUCCUCAUACUUGUAACCGUAAUGGUAUACCUGAACAUUGUUGUAAACACUGCUCUGGGGAAAUCCUGAAUCUGUGAUGCCUUAACUGUAUUUUGAUCAAAGUCUUCCCUUAGGAAAGGCAGCUUUUUAUAUGAAUUUUGUUUAAAAACAGGUGCUGUUGUAUAUUUCAUAUGAGUAAGGAAGAAUGCUGCAUCUAUUAAUAUUAGAAUGCCAUGUCUUUGAAUGUAUCACACAGCUUUUGAUCAGUGCCAACUAUCUUGACACAUAUUUUGAGAAUUUAUCUCACAUUUUCUCGUUUUGCUUAUAAUAGCUUCUUUUUCUUAAAAUAAUUAUUAUUAUUUAAUAUGAUAUGUAUUCCACUGUUUCCCAUAUUGAGGAACAAUUUUUUUCCAAUUUUUGAAAUUUAGGUAGUAAAGAAAUAAGGAGAUAACAAUUUUUGGUAUGUGAAAAGAAAGUUUAAAUAUUCUAGUAUUAAAAAAAAAUAUCGUUUUGGGAAGCAGGUGAAAGGAGCAAUAAUGAGGGGAGACCCUAAAUGCUAUAUAUUUAUACUUUAUAUUCAAGCUUACACUUUUCUGCUAUUUAUAUAGAUACUGAAAUAAUAAUUUGAUUGCAAUUGUAUUAGCCAUGCCAAAUAUUCCAUUUGUAUUGGACCUCAUUAAAAUGCAUCAAAAAGGAAUAAUCAUUGCAAUCAAGCUCUGUAAUUUUAAUACAUGAUCAUUGAUUCCAUGUUUUUAAUAAUAUUCGUUCUUAUAAUUAAUAAUAGUGGUCCACAGAAAAAUCUUUCUAUUAGUUAUAGUAUUUAUAAAGUAUAGUGCUACCUUUAGGAUCUUGAAAUCGUGGAUAUAUAUAUAGUGUAGGAGAUCUAGUAAAUCAAAAAAUGAAUAAAUAAAUCUAAUUUUUCAUAUGAGAAAGGAAUAUAUAUAAUAUUUAUUCUUAUCUAAGUAUUCUUAUCUGAGAUUUUAUUGAUGAUACACUAAUAUUAUCUAUAAGAGAAAACAUUAAUAUAAUUUUAUUUUCAUGCUUUCAUUUUUUAUGCACAUUAUUCUCGUAUCUCAUUAAAUUCAUGUCUUCAUAUAAUUCUUUGUUUAUGGAAAGCAACAUUAAAUUAGAUAAUCUUUUUUUGCCAUUAUUAUUGUUUGAAUGAAUGAAUGAAUGGUUUUUAUUGUUUGAAUGAAAUAGCAUAUUGAAAUUCAUAAUAUUAUAAUUAAUUUAUUUUUAUUUAUAAGGUUUUCUAUUUAAGGCUGUAUAAGGUUUUAUGUCUGACUUUGGAAAAUGUUUAUUUAUAAUAGACGUAACUGCAAUUAAUUAUUAUUUCUUCUCUAUAUAAGAGUGCUUUUUGUUAUUUUUAUACUCUUUAAAAAGUUAAUUUCUUGGUUUUCUUUAUCUUAUAACAAUUUCUGAUCUUUUGUAAUGUAGCUUGAUUUGUGUGUGUUGUUUGCAGGUCCACUAGCUCUCAAGCAUAUAAUUAAUUUAUUGACUUUAGGGAUACUACUGAUUGUAUUUGAUUAUAUUGAUAAAGAGAACAGGAAAUAUGUUUAUUAUUAUGAUGGAAAUUCUUUAUUGAAAUCAUAGCCAAAAACAUAUGGGGAGUUUUAAGAGUUUUCAAGUAUUCUUUCAUUUAAAGUAUUUUGGCAGGUUUUGUUGCCAUCGAAUAUUUCGACCAAUUUUUUUAUGAAAUUUUUAUAAAUUUUUAGUAAAGUUCUUGUAAAAUAGAUUUUUAAAAAAUUCCGAAAUACAUCAAAGUAAUUACCAGAAUUAUUUACCUGCUAACAAAAAAUUGGAUAAAAUUUUAUAUUUAAAAUUUUGUAUUUAUUUAAUAUAUUUGUUCCCUUUCUUAAACAAUAUUUGUUAAUUUAAGUAAUUUAUUUAAUUUAUCAAUGAUUUGGAGAAAUUUUAGAUAAAAGCACAUAUUUUUAUAUUUCACAAUGUAAUCUAAAUAGCAUUUCAAUUCUUGAAAGUGGUUUCUUGUAUGAAAUCAGAUAGGACAAAAUUUAUGUAAAUCACUUUUUUUAAAGCCUUUUAAUUAGAAAAAUAGUUUCAAUUUACAGAGAUUACUACAUCAUGCUCACCAUUAUUUUUUUGACAAAGAGUUUUAACUAUAAAAUUACCAAAUUUUUAAUUUUGUCAUAAAAUUUCGUGAAACUGAAUUUAAUAAAAAAAUUCUUACAGCCUGAAUUCAUUCUGUAAUAUUUUAACACAUUUAUAUUUUUUCUUUUAAUAAUUUAUAAAAAUGGACAAUAUUUUAAAGAUUUAUUCAUCAUCAUGU
Molecule: messenger RNA, 3402 nt
Organism: Argiope bruennichi
Lineage: Eukaryota; Metazoa; Arthropoda; Arachnida; Araneae; Araneidae
Product: golgin-45-like
Exons: 6
Coding region: 89-1213 (374 amino acids)
Biological process (GO): Golgi organization; Golgi to plasma membrane protein transport
Cellular component (GO): Golgi membrane
Source: RefSeq, a predicted model, not a curated record